UAUAACUAUUAAUUAAGUGGGGCUGAUGAAGGUAAAUUGGUAAGAUAUUCUUCAUUUAUCACGGGUUGUGCCACAAAUCUUACAGAACUUAUUAUCUGUAGUGUUAUCAGUUGUGAUAAUUUUUGACAUUGUGGCAUGAUUUUAUUGAGAAAAAAAAUAAUCAACAGAACUUUAUCACAGUUAAUUGAACUGUGGGCCUACAUUUGUUUUAACACUCGUCUACUACCAUUUAAGGUUCCUCUGUGAUACUGUAAGCUUAUCGGCUUACGAAAAAUACACAGAAAUGGGUGUGUUUUGGCAGCAGCUGGUGGCGACGCUGCUGUUAGGCUUGAACAUGGGUGUCGUACAAGUGUUGGCGACUCCCCAUGAACCCAGAGACGUCGCUGUGGUCACCCUGGAUGCGCCCGCUCUUUCUCUCGUGCGCAGAGCCAACGAGCGUAUUCUGAGCUUCACCCUGGACUCGUCAUUCAUCAUGGAUAGAUGGGUGGACAAACACAUGAGGAAUGAGAAAUUCCUGAAGCUGGCUUCACAUCUGACAGCAGCCUACAUGCGGGUUGGAGGCACCGUGAGCGACGCGAUGUUGUUCAAGGAGAGCUCGUCGCUGGAAGGGAAGAUGUCUGGAGAGGAUUCUACGCGGGACUUUGCAACGUUCUACAUGACCGGUAACGAAUGGAAGCUGAUCAACGAAUUCGUGAGGAAAGCCGGCCUCAAACUCGUGUUUUGCCUGAACGCGCUCCACAGGACUGGCUCCGCCUGGAAUCCCGCUAAUGCUAAGGAGCUGCUGGAGUUCUCCAGCAAGCAAGGCUACAGCAACAUCACCUUCCAGCUGGGGAACGAGCCGGACCUGUUCAGCGCUAUGUACCACCAGUACGUGACGACCAGCCAGCUGGCGACGGACUUCGCCUCCCUGCGGUCGCUGCUCGACUCGUUCCCCGGGUUCCGGGGCAGCGCCCUGGUGGGGCCCGACGUGUUCAGCUCCGACUGGUACCUGGGCCGCUUCCUGGCGGCGCAGAAGGCGCAGAACCACUCGCUCAGCGUCGUGUCCGCGCACCAUUAUUACGUAGCAGGGGAUGUUGCAAAGGUGACAGAUUUUUACAACCCCACAAUUCUGAACACGCUCAUUUCGUACAUCAACGAAAAGAAGGCACUUCUCGUCAACACGAGCACGAACUCCCCAUUUUGGCUGUCCGAGACGAGCUCUGCCUACAAAGGCGGGGCGGCCAACAUCUCGAACAAGUUUGUGGAUGGCUUCAUGUGGCUGGACAAGCUGGCCCUCGCGGCGAAGUUGGGGGUGGACGUGGUUUGCAGGCAGGACAUAUACGGCAACAAGUACGGCCUGCUCAACAUAGACAAUUUGGAUCCCAACCCUGACUGGUGGUUGUCGGUGCUGUACAAGAAGCUGGUGGGCACUGGCGUGCUGAACACCACCCUGCCCAGCGGGGCGGUGCGGCUGUACGCGCAGUGCUCCAAGACCUCCCCGGGCUCCGUGCUGCUGUUCGGCAUGAACCUGGACUCGCAGGAGGUGCAGGUGCAGCUCAGGCUGGGCGCGGCUGGGCGCUCGGCCCAGGGCAAGGUGUCCGCCUACGUGCUCACCGGGGAGUCCGGCCUGCUGUCGCAGACGGUGCUGCUGAACGGCAAACGGCUCGAGCUGGGGGCGAACUACAGCCUGCCGACCCUGCAGCCCGUGUCGGUGGAGGCGUCUGCGCUCCGCCUUCCUGCUUUCUCCUUGGCCUUCCUCGUGCUGGAAGACGUGCAAGCGUCCGCUUGCAAGCAGCAGUAGCGGCGAAGCAUGCGUACAGGGACUCGAUACAUAUGUUAGCAACAUGGCGUAGUUUUGUUACGACUGCAAUAAACUUUUCCUGAUUAGUAAAUCAUU
Messenger RNA from Bacillus rossius redtenbacheri, 1876 nucleotides. RefSeq names its product heparanase-like. Gene Ontology annotation, cellular component: membrane; extracellular matrix. Lineage: Eukaryota; Metazoa; Arthropoda; Insecta; Phasmatodea; Bacillidae. The transcript has 9 exons. The coding region runs from base 284 to 1780 and encodes 498 amino acids. Gene Ontology annotation, molecular function: hydrolase activity, acting on glycosyl bonds. The record is from RefSeq and is a predicted model, not a curated record.